AUGGCUCCUGCGGCAAUGUCAAUGCUAUCCAAAGAAAAGAAAAAAAUUGAUGCAAUGAUAAUCAAUGUCAUUUCACCGAAUUCACAUUGCUUUGAGCUCCUGGCACAAGCUGUAGCCUUGAACAUCAUCGUAGUCAUUGUUGUCUAUGAUGAACUCAAUGAAUUCUUAGUGAAGAAAGCUUUGGACAAUGGAGCUUACAUUUGCUCGAAGAAGCCACUUGUCGAGCAAACUGUGACAUUCUUGUGGCAAACACAAAGAGAUCAUAUCAAUGUUGGAGAUGAAGAACGAGAUCGAGAGAAGAAUAUGCUUAUUAAUACCGAGGAACAAAGCAAUAAUAACAAUGUUGUAUCAAAUGGAAAACAUAAGUUGAGGAGGAAGAGAGGCCGAAAAAGCACAAAAGAGAUUAAUGAAGGAAAUAAGACUAUUAUGCAUAAGGACUGCUUAAAAUGGACUGAUGAUCUUCGUGUCAAAUUCACAGAAGUUGUGGAACAACUUGGUGACGGAAGAUGUUUUCCGUCAGAUAUCCGCGAAAUGAUGAAUAUGCCAGGUCUUACCAUUAAGCAAAUUUCAAGUCGUCUUCAGAAAUGUCGUAGCAAAGAUGAGAAACUUCAAGAAGAGAGAGAAUAUAUUUGUCUCGAAUCCUCAAGUGGUUCUCAACAAAGAAGUAGCUAUGACACAUCAUUAGAAAGAACAAAAAGAAGGAACUCUGAAAAAUCUGGAAAAAUGCCUCGUCUUCAAACAAAUGUUCCAAAUCAAACCCAAAGAGUCCCAGAGUUUCCACCAGUUUAUACCAAUAACAUUUUUGCUAUUGAAGGAAGUGAUCCAAAUGAGUGGCAAUAUUGGGAUGCAUUUGUCAAUUAUAAUUCUAUGGAUGAUAUAUAUCAGCUUCCAAAAUUCUACAUCUCCAAGUGCUACCCUACCUAA
Molecule: messenger RNA, 924 nt
Organism: Solanum stenotomum
Lineage: Eukaryota; Viridiplantae; Streptophyta; Magnoliopsida; Solanales; Solanaceae
Product: two-component response regulator ORR26-like
Exons: 4
Coding region: 1-924 (307 amino acids)
Biological process (GO): regulation of DNA-templated transcription
Cellular component (GO): nucleus
Molecular function (GO): DNA-binding transcription factor activity; DNA binding
Source: RefSeq, a predicted model, not a curated record